Messenger RNA from Heteronotia binoei (common prickly gecko), 6588 nucleotides. It is a transcript of the gene FHIP2A, whose product is annotated as FHF complex subunit HOOK interacting protein 2A. Lineage: Eukaryota; Metazoa; Chordata; Lepidosauria; Squamata; Gekkonidae. The transcript is spliced from 18 exons. The coding region runs from base 320 to 2647 and encodes 775 amino acids. The record is from RefSeq and is a predicted model, not a curated record.
CCGAGUCGGGGGAGGGGAGGGAAAGCGGGGACGGAGCAGCGGCGUCGGGAAAGACGUUCGGCUUCCGGGCGCUGCGGCCCGGCCGGGUGUCGGACUCUUGUCAGUGCCACGGUGUCGCUAGCUGCUGCUGCUGUGGGGAAGAAGAGAGCGAGCGACGCAGCAGAGGAGUCUUCCAGCCCGAUCUGCUUCGGUAGCCGAUUUGAUCCGAUCCCCGCGGCCAGGCCCACCGUAUGCAGCCCUCACCCUGGAGCGGCGGCGGCGGCGGAUCGAGGAGCUCUCGCGAUCCUCCCGGCAGCGGCUGCUUCAGUCUAAGGACAGGAUGUUCUCCAAGUUCACCUCCAUUCUGCAGCACGCCGUGGAGGCGCUUGCACCAUCCCUUCCACUGCAAGAAGAUUUUGUUUACCACUGGAAGGCUAUUACCCAUUACUACAUAGAAACUUCUGAUGACAAAGCACCUGUGACUGAUACGAACAUUCCAUCUCACUUGGAACAGAUGUUGGAUAUUUUAAUUCAGGAAGAAAAUGAGAGGGAGUCUGGGGAAACAGGACCAUGCAUGGAAUAUUUGCUACAUCACAAGAUUUUGGAGACGUUAUAUACCCUGGGAAAGGCUGACUGUCCUCCAGGCAUGAAGCAACAGGUUCUGUCUUUUUAUACAAAACUUCUGGGAAGAAUACAGCAGCCUCUUCUUCCACAUAUAAAUGUGCACAGACCUGUGCAGAAAUUAAUCAGACUUUGCGGUGAAGUCUUAGCUGCACCUACAGAAAAUGAAGAAAUACAGUUUCUCUGCAUAGUUUGCGCAAGGCUGAAACAGGAUCCAUACUUGGUUAAUUUUUUCCUUGAGGUGGUUCAAGAUCCACUCUUACAUACUUCCAGGAGGCAGAACAAGCUGAAAGCAGUGGCCUCAAAAAGCAAAGCCUGCUUAAUCACAGAAGACAUGCAAAAAGAACAGGAUUUGGGGAUGUCUGAUAAAGGACAAUCUGUUCAGCUUGAAGAAACACCAAGAGUGGAACUUGCAGAGAGAGAAAAUGACCUUCCUCAGCUGGCAGAUGACUUGUCCACAAGUCUGGAUGAAUUAAAUGUUCCUUCAUCCCCUGAGGCUUUGGCUGUUCAUUCACAUGGAGACUAUAAUUUGGUGAAUUCUCUGCUCAAUCUCACCAAAAGCCCAGAUGGCCGAAUAGCUGUGAAAGCUUGUGAAGGCCUCAUGCUUCUAGUAAGUUUGCCUGAGCCAGCUGCUGCCAAAUGCUUAACACAAAGUACGUGCUUAUGUGAACUGCUGACGGACAGGCUGGCCUCCCUGUACAAAGCCCUCCCUCAGUCAAUGGAUCCCUUAGAUAUUGAAACAGUGGAAGGAGUUAACUGGGGCUUGGAUUCAUACAGCCACAAAGAAGAUGCAUCUGCUUUUCCAGGGAAAAGAGCCUUGAUUUCAUUUCUCUCCUGGUUUGAUUACUGUGAUCAACUCAUCAAGGAAGCUCAGAAGACCACAGCCAUUGCCAUGGCAAGCUCAAUACGAGACCGUUUUUUUGUUGGCAUCAUGGAACCCCAGUUAAUGCAAACUUCAGAGAUUGGGAUUCUCACAUCAACUGCACUGUUACAUCGUAUUGUUCGUCAAGUCACUUCAGAUGUCUUAGUGCAUGAAAUGGUUUGCUUCAUCCUUGGAGAACAGAGAGAGCCAGAAACACUGAUGGACAUCAACAGGCAUCCAUUGCGACAUCGUUUAAUUGAACAUUGCGAUCACAUUUCAGAUGAGAUCAGCAUAAUGACACUCAGAAUGUUUGAGCACCUUUUACAAAAGCCUGAUGAGCACAUUCUUUAUAACUUGGUUCUUAGAAAUUUAGAGGAAAGAAACUACACGGAAUAUAAACCACCCUGCCAAGAAGAUAAAGAUGUGGUGGAGAAUGGCCAGAUAGCAGGAGCUGUAGAUCUGGAAGAAGAUCCAUUAUUUACUGAUCUUUCUCCUGAUACUAUGCUGUCAAACCAAGAGUGGCUUAGUGCUUCUCCACCUGCCAGUCCAGAACAUCUGAAAAUGGAUGGGAAGACAGAAGUUCAUAAAAUUGUAAAUAGUUUUCUCUGCCUAGUACCAGAUGAAGCCAAAUCUUCUUAUCAUGUGGAGGGCACAGGUUAUGAUACCUACCUCAGAGAUGCUCAUCGACAAUUCCGGGACUAUUGCGCCAUAUGCUUACGAUGGGAAUGGCCAGGCUCUCCUAAACCUCUGGAAAAGUGCAAUUUAGAAGCUUCAUUCUUUGAAGGACAUUUCCUGAAAGUUUUGUUUGAUAGAAUGGGCAGAAUUCUUGAUCAGCCAUAUGAUGUCAAUUUGCAAGUCACAUCUGUAUUGUCCAAGCUCUCCUUGUUUCCCCAUCCGCACAUCCAUGAAUAUCUUUUGGAUCCCUAUGUAAAUCUAGCUUCAGGGUGCCGGUCUCUUUUUUCAGUGAUUGUCAGGGUUGUUGGGGAUCUCAUGGUAAGGAUCCAGCGCAUACCUGAUUUCACACCUAAACUUCUGCUGGUCAGGAAGCGUCUCCUUGGCUUAGAACCUGAAGGGCCUAUUGUUGAUCACAUGACAUUACUAGAAGGUGUCAUUGUGCUUGAAGAGUUUUGUAAAGAGCUGGCUGCAAUUGCAUUUGUGAAAUACCAUGCUUCGUCAACACCAUAACUAUCUAUUGCAAGUGUCCAACUAGGAGAUCUUCUUGUAUUUCAAUCAGAAAAGACUGAUAACUACCCCCAAGCAAGAAAACACAAAGUAUUGGCAUAUGUUUAGAAACUUUGUAUGGUGCACAUUCAAAUUAUACUGCUGGUUUCUUAAUUCAUUGGCAUGCCCACAUGGGGAUAAAAACUGGACAUGUUGCCCCACAAUACAAUCAAAAAGAUGUAUUGGUGGAAUAGAAUGCUUUCGAUGAAGACACAUCAGGACUUCAGUUAAAGAGUACUCUUAUUUUGAUGUACCAGGAGUUUUUAUAUACUUCAGAGUUCAUAGGCUUUUUUAAAAAAUUGCCUGAUAGCUGAUGUGUUUUUAAUCCAGUUAAAUCCUUCAAAAGUAUUUAAAGCAAAGCAGAAAAGAAAUGGAGACUGCAAGCACACAGCUAUGAUAGCUUUUUUUUCAUUUUAUAUUGUCUCAAUCCUUUAUCCACUGUGGUGUUUCACUUUUUUACUGAUGUAUCAUUACAUUGGAGUAACAGGUGACCACAAUUAUAUUUAAGUGUUGGUUUUCCUUUAAACAUUAUUUGUUCUACUUUAUUACGCUGCAUAACUUAAUUUGCCUUCUGUUUUGUAUUGGAACCCUAGCCUGUAUUAUCAAAAGCUCUGUUUACAUGAAUGCUAGUAAUAUACCUAUACUUGACAAGGUUUUUUUUUAAAGUUCUUCUAAGAUUAAUUGGCUGACAAAUAUUUGUGCCUUGAUGACUGGCAGUAUCAAUGUCUUGUGGUUUUAAAAAUACGUUAUUGCUUAUCUAAUAUGAAUGGUUGUAGCAUCUGGGCCAAGCAAUGUCUGACAUUGUAUAUGAAGCCAAAUUCUUUAUAAGUUGUUGCAUGCUUUGGGUUCUGAAUUUGUGAUACUACUCAUCACUAUCAGCUGCUAACUUCAAGCCAGUAUACUGUCUUCCCUGAGAUGGAAUGAGAAACAUAGGAAUAGAAGCCACGUGUGAAGUGGUUGGAUAGGACUACUUUAGGCAGAACAGCACAGUCAUGAUUGACUGACUGUCCUGUUUUAGUUCAUAGAGCUGCCUGAGUGACCAUAGUUUGCAUUUCAGCUAGCUAUUUCACACUAUGGGUAAGGAGGUGAGGAAGACUAGAUAUGUUCUUUAGUCUGUAUACUAGUUCUGAAGUCUUAGUGGUCUCUGUAGAAACAGGAGGGGCAACCAUAGUUACUUAGACAAGAGAGCACAUGCCUCUGUAUACCACUUUGCUCCUACUGACAAAUGCCAUAGGAGCAACAAAGCAGAAUUUAAUUGUUAAAUUAUUGUUCUACCUACCCAAUUCCUAGGUAUUUUGAUAAAGUUUUUAGAAAAAUUCUUCAUAAAUUGUUACUUCAUAUUUGCUGACCACUUAAAAUUUUAUUGGGAUUAGUUUAAAUGGAAUUGAUGUUGUCCUGAGCUCUUCCAUGCCUGUAACAAAACUGAAAACAAAGCUCUGAAUGAUUACCACCCACUGCUGUACUCUAAUGCUAAAGAAACUAGCUAUUGAAGAGCAUGAAAAGAAAGUGUUGAAAAGUAGCAUAAUUUGGACUAAAGUUAAUUAUAGGCCCUUUCCCUUACAGCAAUAAACCCUAGUGGGCCAAAAUGGGGGACAUACACUCAAGCAGAGUUAAAAGCUGUAUAUGAAAAUAAAAGGUGAUUCUUAUUAAAGGAGAAGCACAACCAAGAAGCAGCCUUGCUGAACAGAUUCUCUGUUAGUGCUUCUCUCCUCAACAAGAUAGUAGGCAUCCUAAUCAGCUGUACAGUAGAACAUCUUUGGUUACCAAAGCCACAGAAUUUGACUCACAAUUUCAGCUGGAAAAAGUAAAAUAUAAAGAAGGGAAUGACACCAUUAUACCAAGAUACUUUUAAAAACUGUCCAAGUAGCACAGGCUGUUUAAUCAGAUACAACUGUGACUAAUACACACAUGUUAAUCUAAGUCUCUUCAGUAAAAUAGUACUUUAGCAGAUACCGUACCUAAAAAUCAAGCAUAUAUUUAAGUUCUGGUCAAAGUUCCUGAGGUACAUUCUACAGGAUAAAUGUUUGAGCUCUAUAUUCAUUGUUUGUGGUAGAUUUUAGGCUGAAAUCUGUAAACAGUAGGAAAAUUACACUGAAAUUGAUUAGAGUAACCCAUACAGUUUGCCUGAUGUAAGUGGGCAGUAGCCUUAAUUUUUCAAGUGGUACCAUUUUCAUUCUCUUAAGUAAAAGUUAAUGUUUAGCAUUGCCCCAAGUAAAAGUUAAUGUUUAGCUUUGCCCCAUGCCCUUAUGGUAAAUGUAAACUGAAAAUAAUUUCAACUAUUCAGAAGUAUACAGAGAUUGUUGCUUAAACAAACUAUAUUAUUAUUAUAGCCUUCUAAUCCAUUGCUCAGUUAUAUAACUAUAUCGACAAUGUUAGAUAAAAAUUUUCAAAUUUUUUCUUGUUCAGGCAGAGUAACUGUAAUGUGAAAUUCACCUUGCUUUUAUCUGUGCCUGUUUUCACAGACUUUGCAUAUUAACAGAAGGGGGAAAUUCACUUUCCUAUGCUUGUGCUCACAAUAUAUUCAGUUUGUCAGUAAACCCCCGUGGUGUCUUUUCAAGACACCAGCAAUUUCCCAUAACUUUUAAAGAAGGGAAUCUGUUUGUCACUGUGUUUGUCACACUCUCUUGGUGUGAGAGUUGUUUUUAUGAUCCUGUAAAUCGGGGGUGGCCAAUGGCAGUUCUCCAGAUAUUUUUUGCCUACAACUCGCAUCAGCCAGCAUGGCCAGUGGCUGGAGCUGAUGGGAGUUGUAGGCAAAAAAAGCAUAUGGAGAGCUACCUUUGGCCACCCCUGCUGUAAAUUAUAGCUACAACCUUUUAAUUUUGAAAAAAAAUGUUUGAAUUCUCCUACCAGAAUGAAACUAGUUGAACUUUUAUAUCUUUCUUUUCCCAUGCACUUUUAUUUUAAAGGCUAGCCAAGUCUUUGUUUGCUAUGCAUGUUGUAACCACCCUCAUUCUGGCUUGUGUGUGUGUUUCUGUGUAUGUGUAGAGGCAUGUGUGGUUAUUUAUUACUGAACAAUAACACUGGAGAACAUGCGAGCACCUCUCCAGAAAUACUGAGCAACCACCACUUGUCAAGGAGUUAAUGGUAACUACUGGCUACUCAGUACUAUAAAAUAUACAACUAAUAGUGUUUAUAUAUGUGAAUGGAUGGGAAAAGCUGGAAUUGUUUGAUUUCCAGAACACUGAUCCAGUUUUUAUUUUUACCCUGAUGCACACUUGUGUAAAUAAAGACACUUUUUCAUCUUCCCACCAACUGUUGUAUGUAUUUGAUAUAGAUCCUGUUGUUGGAAACUUUAUAAUAAUAAGAAACAUGCCAUGUCUCCUUUCCGUUUUUCUUAUGAUUAUUGUAACCUACCUACCACUGAAGAACAUGCAAGCACCUCUCCAGAAAUACUGAGCAACCACCACUCUAUGUAGCAGUCUGAUAUUAUAGUAUUUAUUGGUGCAAUAUGGAAGCUGUGAUACAAGACACGGCUUCAGCCUGGUUGUACAUCACCUGUUUACAUAUGUAUAUUUGUAUACUAACGGACUGAAAUCCUGCUUGCAACAUUACCAGUGCAAAGAUUGUAACACUUUCCUACAGGAUGCAGUAAUCAUGGUGUUCCUUUGUAAAUGAAUAACAGCAGCUUACCAUGAACUAUUGAAUGCAGCAGAUGUUUCUAUUGUGAAAUAACUCCGCAUUUCACCUGGCAAGAGUAAAUGCAAAGUACAACAUGAAAGAUACAGAGUCGCUGUUACUCUCUACUGAAUGAAAAAUUCAGAUCUGCACCUUUCAAUAGACAUACCUGUACAACCAUGAUUAAUAAUCCUUGUGCCCUGUUACAUAGUGCUACAAAGUAUUUCUUAUAUAUAUUCUUGUUUCUUUUCCUCUUGUGUUGUUUAUAUUAAACAGAAUAUGUUAGUAAA